UGAUUAUUGAUAAAUUAUAUAACAGAUCUUAAUUCUGCGGCCAAGUAAAACAUCAUGGCCGAAGGUGGAUAUAAUGAGUCUCUAGCAUCAUUAGAAGACUUUAACAAGGUUUUUGCAAUUCCAUUAAAGUAUAGUGAUUCAAGUAAAUCUUGGCCAAGUAUACCAGUUCUGCUAUAUAAAUACGCAUCAAAUACUACUGGUAAACAUUUUGAUAUACCUGAGAACACUUGGAUAAGAGUAGACAGCAGACUAGGACAACAUGCUGAAUCAAUUAUGGUAACAGAUCUAAUAAACACUCAGGAUUUCCUGGAAAGUCAGGUAGAAUAUUAUACAGGUAGCCGUUACCAAGGUAUACACAGCAUAGAAGUAAUUCUAAGUUAUUCACCGUGUAGUACUUGUUCCAACAAGUUAUGUGGUUUGAAGGGAAUACUUGAUGAGAAAAUUACACAACAUAUGAUGACAAUCUUUAGCAUUGGAACAGACGUUGAAGAAACCGAAAAGACGGAAUUCAAAAUUACUUUUUCAAACUUCAACAAGAACAAUGUGGAUGAACAAGGUUACGAAAAUAACGAAGGUUUGAAAAAUCUGAGGAAAAAUGACGUCAAUCUUUAUAUCAAGUCGGAUGACGAUUGGCAAGAUUUUCUAAAAGCCGCUGGAUUAGUUACUGAGAGACGAAAAAGAGAAACAGAUGACAAGAUAGCUCUCCAAUAUUUUGAAGGAUCUGCGGAUUUGGACCCAAUCAAUCUAAAUUAUUUCAAAGGUGUAAAAAGUCUUUCUUCUGUAUCGUUAGUAGAAUUAAAUGAAACGUUUUCAAUUCCAUUCAAAUAUGGCGAUUCAAGAAAAACUUGGCCAAGUAAACCAAUUCUUCUUUAUAAAUACACAUCAAAUGCUACUGUUAAGGAUAUUUACAUUCCUGAGAAAACUUGGAUGAGAGUAGACAGCGGACUAGGACAACAUGCUGUAUCCAUUAUUGUAACAGAUCUAAUAAACGUUCAGGAUUACCUGGAAAGUCAGGUAGAAUAUUUUACAGGUAGUCGUUACCAAGGUAUACACAGCAUAGAAGUCAUUCUAAGCUACUCACCAUGUAGUACUUGUUCCAACAAGUUAUGUGAUUUGAAGAGAAUACUUGAUGAGAAAAUUACACAAAAUAUGAUGUCAAUCUUCAACAUGAGAACAGAAACAGAAGAAACAGAAAAGAUUGACUUUAUAAUCACUUUUUCAAACUUCAACGAGAUCGACGAGGAUGAUCAUGGUUACGAAAAUAAGGAAGGUUUGAAAAAUCUGAGGAAAAAUGACAUCAAACUUGAUAUCAAGUUGGAUUGCAAUUGGUACGAUUUUCUCAAAGCCUCUGGGUUAGUUACUAAAAGAUGA
Molecule: messenger RNA, 1371 nt
Organism: Mytilus trossulus (common blue mussel)
Lineage: Eukaryota; Metazoa; Mollusca; Bivalvia; Mytilida; Mytilidae
Exons: 3
Coding region: 55-1371 (438 amino acids)
Source: RefSeq, a predicted model, not a curated record